Messenger RNA from Magnolia sinica, 717 nucleotides. RefSeq lists its product as uncharacterized. Bases 1 to 717 code for a protein of 238 amino acids. NCBI's taxonomy places the organism in Eukaryota, Viridiplantae, Streptophyta, Magnoliopsida, Magnoliales, Magnoliaceae. The record is from RefSeq and is a predicted model, not a curated record. The transcript has a single exon.
AUGUCUGAGAGCCGGCGUGGAAAUAGAGGUAGAGGUAGAGCCAGUCCUGUGGCAGCCACACCGGGGACCACCGAAAGUGGCCAAUCACUGGAUGGGGUCUUUCGUGCUUUAGGCGACAUGACAGCCAUUCUUGGACAACAUAUUCGUCGUGAUAAUAGAGGAGCCGCCCAAGUUGCGCAGGAUGACAUUGGUGGCUUAAUAGAGAAAUUUAAGAGAUUGAAGCCGCCUACUUUUGAGGGUUUGUCGGACCCUAUGGAGGCAAAAAAGUGGAAAAAGCAAAUAGAGAAGAUAUUCACUGUUUUAGGAUGUGAUGAGGAGCACAAGGUUACACUUGCGGUUUUCAUGUUAGAGGGAGAGGCCGACCACUGGUGGGAGACAAUUGCUAGAACAAUUGAAGAAGAUACUGCAUGGAUAUGGGAUAUGUUCUGUGAGAAGUUCAAUGAGAAAUACUUUCCUGAGUAUGUACAGGAGCAAAAAGUAAAGGAAUUCAUAAGCUUAGAACAGGGGGAGAUGACUGUAGGCCAGUAUGAGUCUAAAUUUACUGAAUUAUCUCGUUUUGCCCCAUUUAUGAUUCAGGAUGAAGCUCGCAAAGCUAAGAAGUUUGAGCGAGGUCUGAGAGGGUCAAUUCGUAACAAGUUGACUCUACUUAAGCUUAGAUUGUAUGCCGAUGUAGUAGAACGGGCUCUAAGGAUAGAGCGAGACAACGAAGAAUUCUGA